Molecule: messenger RNA, 5484 nt
Organism: Drosophila ananassae
Lineage: Eukaryota; Metazoa; Arthropoda; Insecta; Diptera; Drosophilidae
Gene: DCP2
Product: m7GpppN-mRNA hydrolase dcap-2
Exons: 5
Coding region: 786-3092 (768 amino acids)
Biological process (GO): nuclear-transcribed mRNA catabolic process, nonsense-mediated decay; deadenylation-dependent decapping of nuclear-transcribed mRNA
Cellular component (GO): cytoplasm; P-body
Molecular function (GO): RNA binding; manganese ion binding; 5'-(N(7)-methylguanosine 5'-triphospho)-[mRNA] hydrolase activity
Source: RefSeq, a predicted model, not a curated record
ACAAAUGCUGUUGGUCUUAUCGAUAUGUGCAAUCGAUGUUUCUCCACCUCUAAUACGCGACGCCGAGGAAAAUUUCCAGAAUUUGAAGACGCAGCAAUAGUGCAAAAUAGUGCAAAUAGUUACUAAAUUUAAGUGCAACGUGUAAAUAGAAGCAUACUGGUCGCGUCUGGUGUGAAGGGUAUAUGAAUAACGAGUGGAAAGUACGCGAAAAUAAGUAAAAUCGCGAACGCAAUAAAGGCCAGGUGUAAGUGUGUGCGUACGAGUGUUUCUCUUUUCCUUCCCCUAAAGUGGAGCGCACUCAAUUAUUUGUGGAUGGCUCUCCACAACAACAAAGUCUCGAGAUCCAAAAAAACAAAUGCAAAAAAUGUUGAGGCAACGAGAGGCGAAAGAACAAUAACGAAGGCGAAAGCGAAAGCGAGAGAAUGUAAUAUAAAUGCAAUUAAAGAAUUAAACAGAGUACAAGCACAGCAGUUGCAAUUGCAUUGGAAAUUAAAAUUUGUUCGACAGAAGCGGGCGACGUUGUAAAAAUACGUGACAAAUCGCUUCCACACACCACACACACAUUCACACUCCCCCACCACACUUACACAUACGCGCGCACGCGAAAGAGAGACUGAAAGAGAGAGAUAGAUAGGCAAAGAAAGAAAGAAAGAAGGCGAACGUGAAUUAACAAACAAACAAGAAAUAUUUUCGCAAAAAAGACAAACACAAAAAAAAAAUCGAAUAAAGUGUAUUACAUAAAUAAACAGAGCGAGAGCAACAGCGCCAGGCGACCCCAAAAUAUUAUGGAAAUAACUGCUGCCUCCGUCUCUGCCUCAGCCAGCGUCAGCGUCAGCGGCAAGGAGAACGAUAACGUCAACAAUCUGACGCUGCUCGCCUCGCUGACGUUACAAAAAGUGCUGAACAUCAAAAAUAACAACAGCAGCGGCGGCGAUACUCAAAUAGAGAAGCAUCAAAAACAGCAGCUACAGCAACAGCAGCAGCUACGGCAGAGCCUCAAUAUAAGCGAUAAUAACGUAUUGAACGAGUUGCUUAAGAGUGGAGCUGUAUUCACAAAAACCGUUACCACACCCACAGCCCCCAUUGCCAUUGAAAGAAAGCGGCAGCCCCAACAGCAGUUGCAACAUCAGUUGCAGCAACAACAUCAAAAACAUCAGAAUAGCGCACAGAAACAACGACUCAACUCAUCCAUAUCAUCGACCCACUCAUCCACAUCGACUAACUCAUCCUACGGUAGCUCCUCAGAUGAUGCAGCUGCUGUGGCAACUGCAACAAAGGUCACAACACUUGCAACACCAUCAACUACGGCAACGGCAACUACGAAGGCGUCCAGCAUUAAAUUGCCAGAGAAAUCGAAAAUUCCGUCCGAUAUACUCGAUGAUCUGGCCAGUCGGUUCAUUAUCAACGUACCGGACAUGGAGCUAAACAAUUUAAUCCGAAUCUGUUUCCAAGUCGAGCAGGCCCAUUGGUUUUAUUUGGAUUUCUUUUGCGCCCCGGCGGUUAGCGAGGAUGGCGAGUCCCAGAACCAGAGUCAGAGUGUCCAGAGAAAGUUACCAGCGGUGGGCAUUAAACAGUUUGCCAUGCAGUUGUUCCAACACAUUCCCUUUUUGAACAAACACUUUGGCACUGUGGACCAGAUCCUGGAACAAUGGAAGAAAUACAAGAUGUCGGUGCCCACCUAUGGAGCUAUUUUGGUUUCCGAGGAUCACAAUCACUGUUUGCUAGUGCAGUCGUAUUUUGCGAGGAACUCCUGGGGCUUUCCCAAAGGCAAGAUCAACGAGAACGAGGAUCCAGCCCACUGUGCCACCAGAGAGGUUUAUGAGGAGACCGGCUUCGACAUCACGGACAUCAUUGACGCCAACGACUACAUCGAGGCAUUCAUCAACUACCAGUAUACUCGGCUCUAUAUUGUGCGGAACAUACCGCUGGACACGCUGUUCGCGCCCCGCACCCGCAAUGAGAUUAAGUGCUGCGAGUGGUUCAGAAUCGAUUCGUUGCCAGUGAACAAAAACGAUGCCAUAUCGAAGGCCAAGCUGGGCAAGAACGCCAACUCCUUCUUCAUGAUCAUACCGUUUGUCAAGCGCCUCAAGAAGUGGGUCAACGAGAGGAAGGCCGGCAUCGAGCCGCGUCGUCGCAAGUGCUCCGGCCAGCAGUCCCCGAAGGCGGCCUCGCCCACUAACAUCAACGGGAGCGGCAAGAAGGACUUGGUUGGGCUGAGGAAUACAUCGAGGCGCCAGCGACACAAGUCCAUGGGCGAUUUGGAUGGCGUCAAGUUGAAUAAUCUCAAUGGCAAGCCGGCCGGGCCAGGAUCAGCGGCUCCUGCUCUUGUUCCAGCGGCAGCGGCCAUCAAAACCAUGAACAUCUGCAAUAGCAAUGGGAAGCGCAAUAAACAAAAUGCGGCUGCGGGCAGCAAUCAAUCGACGCCAGUGACAACACUAGUGGCAGGAGGAGGAGGAGGAACGGGAGCCAGUGUCUCCUCCAAGCGUCAGUUAUUCCACAGUCAGUCGCAAAACGAUGCACAGCAGCCAGUAGGCAGUGAGAAGAUUGUAAGCUCCUUCGAUUUAAUUCGCAUUGAGGAGCUGCAACUCAAUGCAGCCAAGGUGCAGAAGCAGCAGCAGCAGCAACAACAGCAGCAGCAGCAACGAUCACGCGUCAAGUCUCAGAGUGAGAAUCAGCAGCCGGUUGUUAAGCAGAUCCUGGGACAUCAGCCCACAACUGGCGUAGACUUGAUAGCCAUGCUAUCCGCCGCAGCGGCAGCUCAGAGAACACCAAAGACCGAGCAGCCGCAACAGCAACCGCAGCAGCAGCAGCAACGUCCGCGGCCAGCUUCGGUUUCUUUGAAUUUUGGAGAGAGCCAGGUGGUAACAGGAUCCGCCCAGGAUUCACAGGACAUGCACAAGUUACAGCGCAUGGCCUCGGGCAGCAAUUUAAGGAUUCUGAAGCGAGCACAGUCGCAGCAGCCGCCGCAGCAACAGUUGCAGCUGCCACAGGUGCAGGUGCCGCAACCCGGCGCUGCCGACUUUACGCCAAACUUCAACUCGUGGACGAACUUCUCAUUCACCAAAAACUUUAUAGCAAAUGUCUUUUGCUAAACUCCUUUCCUUUUCAAACUUUUUUGUGACAAUUCCUUCCGAAAAUUCUCAUAGAAUGCAUUUUUAAAACUAGGUUACAGGGAACUGAGUGGUAGGCUCUUGUAGGCUCUGAAGAGCUGGAGGCAACACGAUACAAAUAUUAUAAGCUUUGGAGACUUGCGGGUAAAAGAAACCAUGCCAAUUGCAUUUAACAAGUUCAUUUGUUACAAAAACUAACACUGCAACUAUCAAUACAUUUUUUAGACAACUAAUCAUGUCUAGUCCUAGGCUUUGGAGACUACGUUUCCUGAUCUCCUCAUUAACCAGGGGGAGAUUUUUGAAUUUUCCACGUAUAUUGUCUAUAUAUAUUAGGGAAUCGUAAGCACACUCAACAAACAAAAGAUACUUCAAUGCGAUAAAUUGAGUAAGACAUUUUUAACGAAAACAAUUUUCAUACCAAAAAAAAGAGGAAAAAAAAAAAGAAUAAAUGAAAAACAUGAGUCUUCCGCUCAGCACAUGUGUAAAGUAAUAUUUUUAUAAACACUCCGAUCGCUGUUCGCAAACUUAACAACUUAACUACGAUUCGAUCGAGAGUACAAUUAUGUUAGAAUCCUUUCUUUAUAAGCUAUAAAGUGUUUAUUGUGAGCCAAGCGAACCAAGCCUACUUCGAGCCGAGUGCUCGCCAUUUGAGCGUAUUUUUAGAUAAAAACUAAACAUAACUAAAGCGUAGCUUUAAAAUGCCCCGCACCAAACUGUGUCUUGCUUUUAAUUUCAAAGUCCGAUAAUGACUUUUUUUUUAGCGAGCACUUGAAUAUAAUGUUUCUGCGGGCAAUAGAUGAUUAUGAGAGACAUUAAUACACUUUCUGGGCCGUUUUACUUACUGCCCGCCCCCACCUACGAAUGAUUAAUUGAUAAUGAGAGAUAGUGAGAUGUGUGAGAAUGCAAAGAAUGCAAAUAAUAACAAUGUAAAUAAUUAAAUUGUGAUAUAGUAUUUCUUAGCACAAUUGUGAUCUUAACAAGAACGGCUGGCAACUAAAAACAACAAUUUUAUAAGAGCGCGAAUCCCCCUACAAAAAAAAACAAUCUUUUUAAAAUCAAAACAAAUGCCCUGCAAAAUGCCCAUUUUCGGGGGAUAAUUAAUAAAAAAAAUACAGGCAUAUCUUCAACAGAAUAGCGUUUCGUCAAUUUUUUUAUUUGACAACUUGAGAAUGCAGAGCAGCAGUGUGACAAAAAAUAAGAAGAAUAUUUAACGAAUUUAAAUUAGUUUAAAAAAAAAGUUUAAAAUUGAAAUUCAAACUCGAUAAAAAUUUGUAGUAUAUACACGAAGCGGUAGAGUGAAAUUUGAACGAUUUGUAAUAAUUGUGACAGCCAGAAGGAUAUAUAUAUAUAUUUUUGUGAGCCAUUAGUGCGUAAGAAGGCGUAGCUGUGGGGGAGAGAAGCCUUUAAAAAAUGUCAUAGUGUUUUGAUAACCGGGCAUUGGAGCCAAGUUUCCUAUAAUUCAUAGAUAUUUGUUUCCCAACAAGCGUAGUCUCCAAUCUAUAUAUGACAAUGUUGCCUAUUAGCGUAUAUCUUUAGACUAAGCAACAAUGAUCCCAGAUGAUCAGCAAUGUCUCCAAAGUGCAAGAAUCUCAGAGCCUAUAGAGAAUAAUACUCCAAAAUUUCCUGUAACUUAGUUUUUGGCAAUAAUUCGAUCGUACUUCCUACAACAGCAUUUGCAUUAAAUAUUUUACUUCUGACUUUUAAAGCUUUUCGAAAAGCCAUAUUAAUUUGUAUUUUAUGUUUUUACAUUUUGAGAUGCAAAUUUUGUUUCAAAAACUUCUCUUUUUUAAUUUCAAUUUGGAUUAUAAUUUUUUUUAGUAAAACCAAAACAAAAAACAGUAUAGUUUUACUUUUAUUUUCGGAGCCGGGAUAGAACCUGGCUUCCAAUCCUGCUCCAGACAAAUGCCCAAAGAAAUUGGCAAUAGUACUCAAGUAUUUUAAUUAGUUAUUUUGGUUUUUUUAUUCCACAAAAUAAACAUUAAUUUCCUUGGCCAUUUGUCUGGCAGCAAAGAAACAUCAAACUUAUCCAACAAGCAAUGAAUAUCAAACUUUGAACAAGAACAACAUUGUUAACACAGCUUGAAAGUGAAAAAAACACGAAAUUAAAUAUUGUAAAAUUUAGUUGUGAAAAAAAAUCAAACACAAAAGCAAAGUAAAAAAUAUCAACUAUAAAAGUAAAUUGAAAAAUGUCGAUUAAUGAUUUUGUAAUCAGUUUUUGUUCCACCCAUCCCGAUAAUAUUUUUGUGAUUGUAAGCAUAGCAAUAAUUAACUUUAACGUAAAAGGAAGCAGACUGGAUCGAAAUCUAUAUCUUGCCAACACCCGAAUAGUCCGAGCUCCGAGCUAAAUUUUGCUAUGCCCUUCAACCUUUGUACC